Molecule: messenger RNA, 414 nt
Organism: Neoarthrinium moseri
Lineage: Eukaryota; Fungi; Ascomycota; Sordariomycetes; Amphisphaeriales; Apiosporaceae
Exons: 1
Coding region: 1-414 (137 amino acids)
Biological process (GO): secondary metabolite biosynthetic process
Source: RefSeq, a predicted model, not a curated record
AUGAGAGAGCUUCUCGCAUCCUUGCCUCAAAGGGCUCUGCACGCACUUAGCAAGGUUGAAUGCAUCCACAUCUCAUUCGCAAAUCCCGAGAUCACGUUCCAUGGCGGCAGCACUAGCACAUUUGGUGCCGUAAUUGGUGCAGAUGGUAUAUUCAGCACUGUCCGAAAAUUUAUUGUAGACCAGAAUGAAUGGACGGCCUCGCCGAGCGGAUUCUGGGACUAUCGCAACUUAGUUUCCUUUGAGAGGGCGAAAGCCGCAGUCGGAGAUCAAUACUUCCAAGUGGACAGACAAUAUGGCUGGAUUGGCGACGGGGCAUACUUCCUGCAUGAUAUUCUCGAAAGCAGAACGACGGUGCAGUGUAUCGUAUCAGGAGUCGAUAGAGACCCUCCGCCAAACAAGAACGGACUAGUCUAA